Emys orbicularis (European pond turtle) is the source of this 537-nucleotide messenger RNA. RefSeq names its product bone marrow proteoglycan-like. The transcript is spliced from 5 exons. Bases 1 to 537 code for a protein of 178 amino acids. Gene Ontology annotation, biological process: immune response. The record is from RefSeq and is a predicted model, not a curated record. Lineage: Eukaryota; Metazoa; Chordata; Testudines; Emydidae.
AUGAAGCUGUCCCUGCUGCUUGCCCUCCUGGGGGCCGUCUCUGCUCACCAGCUCCAUGAGGGCGCCCCGGAGCAGGAGGUACCAGCCGAGCAGGCCGAGGAGGAGCCUGGGGAGCCGGAGCCACCGUGCCCCACAGAGAGCGAGAGCUUCAGGGUGAUCGUACCUGGCCAGGGGGGCCACACCUGUCGCUAUGUGGUUGUGAACAAUUGCCAGACAUUUUGGAGAGCCCAGAAAGUGUGUGCCCGCUGCUACCACGGCCACCUGGCCUCCAUCCACAACUAUGCAACCAACCAGCGCCUGAGCUGCACGGCGCGUGCCCGCACCAACCGGGGCCAGGUGUGGAUCGGGGGCUACACCUCCCGCUGGAUCUUGCGUGUGUACCCCCGCUGGGUUGACCGCAGUGCCUGGAACUACUCCAACUGGGCCAGAGGGAACCCCUGGCGGUUUUGGAAAUCGUGUGUCGCCAUGUGCCCUGUAGGUGGUCAAUGGAGAAGCGUCAGCUGCGGGACUCGCCUGCCCUUUAUCUGCGAGUACUGA